CAAAGCUCAUCCGCUGACGUCAUGAUCACCAGGUGGCAGUGCUGUUGAGAGUGAUCCCGUCACUAGGAUGCUAACUUCAUCAAUAGGCUAAGCUACUGAUGAACUCAUAAUGAACAGGCUGUCAGGAGCCUCGUCAUGGAAGCAGAUCAGGGGCUGCCUUUGAAGAGUGGAUCUUGACUUGCUCGAUGCUUGUUGCUCCCUUUGCGUCCUUAGCCGCUGUGAGCUAAGAAAGGAGAAGUGAUGUAACUGGACCAUUCUGAAGACUGAGGCUGGGGUGAAGAGGGAGGCAUGGCCUGGCCACGGUUUUUGCAGAGGGGGGCUCUGCUCACUGGCUUCAGCCACCACCAUGCUGCCGUGUUCCUGCUCACUUUCUUCAGCUAUUCAUUGCUCCAUGCGUCCAGAAAAACAUUUAGCAAUGUCAAAGUCAGCGUUUCCAAGCAGUGGACCCCGACCGCCUUUAACACGUCUGUUGACCUGCCUGCAGAGAUCUGGAGCAGCAACCAUUUGUUCCCCGGCACAGAGGAAGCCACUCUUUUCCUUGGAACACUAGAUACCGUUUUUUUGUUCUCCUAUGCUGUGGGCCUCUUCAUCAGCGGCAUCAUUGGGGAUCGGCUGAACUUGCGAUGGGUUCUGUCAUUUGGCAUGUGCUCCUCUGCGUUUGUGGUGUUUGUCUUUGGCACGCUCACGGAAUGGCUGCACUUCUACAACAAGUGGCUCUACUGUGGACUGUGGGUUGUGAACGGCCUGCUGCAGUCCACUGGCUGGCCCUGCGUCGUUGCUGUCAUGGGCAACUGGUUUGGCAAAGCUGGCCGGGGAGUUGUCUUUGGUCUCUGGAGUGCCUGUGCUUCAGUGGGCAACAUUUUGGGAGCGUUCCUGGCGUCAUCUGUUCUGCAGUAUGGCUAUGAGUAUGCCUUCCUGGUGACCGCGUCUGUGCAGUGUGCUGGCGGGAUUGUCAUCUUCUUUGGACUGCUAGUGUCACCAGAAGAAAUUGGCCUCCCGAGUAUUGAGGCAGAAGAGAACGCGGAAGAAGAUUCACACAGGCCCCUCAUCAACGGUGCUGAAAAUGAAGAUGAAUACGAGCCUAACUAUUCAAUCCAAGAGGACGGGGCUGUCAUCCAAGCAAAGGCAAUAAGCUUUCAUCAGGCUUGCUGCCUUCCUGGAGUCAUACCGUACUCUCUGGCCUACGCCUGCUUGAAGCUGGUGAAUUACUCCUUCUUCUUCUGGCUGCCCUUUUAUCUGAGUAACAACUUCGGGUGGAAGGAAGCCGAGGCUGACAAGCUGUCCAUUUGGUACGAUGUCGGAGGCAUCGUAGGUGGGACUCUGCAGGGCUUCGUCUCGGAUGUGCUGCAGAAGAGAGCGCCCGUGCUGGCCCUCAGUCUGCUGCUGGCGGUGGGGUCCCUUGUUGGGUAUAGCCACUCUCCGAACAAUAAGUCCAUCAAUGCGCUUCUGAUGACCGUUACAGGGUUUUUUAUUGGCGGACCGUCCAACAUGAUUAGCUCGGCUAUUUCUGCAGACUUAGGUCGCCAGGAGCUGAUCCAAGGGAGCAGCGAGGCUCUGGCGACUGUCACAGGAAUCGUUGAUGGAACUGGGAGUAUUGGUGCUGCCGUGGGCCAGUAUCUGGUGUCUUUGAUCCAGGACAACCUAGGAUGGAUGUGGGUUUUCUACUUUUUCAUUCUCAUGACAAGUUGUACGAUUCUGUUUAUCUCACCAUUAAUAGUGAGGGAAGUGUUCUCUCUUGUGCAAAGGAGACAAGCUCACAUACUGAGUGAAUGAUGGCCCACAGGAGAGAGAGAAGGGACUCAGGAGGGCCUGUACGUCUUCAGUGCAGUCGUGUGGAGUCGCCAGAGCACCUGUGGAACCUCACCUUGUCAGGCAUCCAAAACACUGCCAGCUGUCCCAGACUCUGUCGAGUAAGGGCCGAGUUAUUUUUGUACACUACAGCAGUUACUGAUGAUUUUAUUAUUAUUAUUAUUAUUAUAUUUGUGAAUGUACUGAAAGGAAAAGGAACCUGCCGACAUCUUUGUUGGGCUUGUCAACUUAUCCUGUAACUUUACGUGUCAUUUUGGUCCUGGACUCUUGUCCUUCAGCCUUAAUUAAGGGCUAAGGGAGCAAGAGGCAGAGUCAUACAUGUUUGUAUUGAUGAGAAGACUGCUGUGUGACACUCUGAAAGCAGGUUUGCACAGAGUGGGUCACCAUAAAGGCGUCCGAGCAGAGCUCGGGCCAGAAGAAACCACGGCCCCACCUUGGG
This is a messenger RNA of Mesocricetus auratus (golden hamster), 2248 nucleotides long. RefSeq names its product solute carrier family 37 member 3 (gene Slc37a3). Gene Ontology annotation, molecular function: transmembrane transporter activity. Gene Ontology annotation, cellular component: endoplasmic reticulum membrane. Bases 289 to 1773 code for a protein of 494 amino acids. Gene Ontology annotation, biological process: transmembrane transport. The transcript has 15 exons. The record is from RefSeq and is a predicted model, not a curated record. Lineage: Eukaryota; Metazoa; Chordata; Mammalia; Rodentia; Cricetidae.